Amphibalanus amphitrite is the source of this 1437-nucleotide messenger RNA. Its product is annotated as serine/arginine repetitive matrix protein 1-like. The transcript has 4 exons. The coding region runs from base 127 to 1437 and encodes 436 amino acids. Lineage: Eukaryota; Metazoa; Arthropoda; Thecostraca; Balanomorpha; Balanidae. The record is from RefSeq and is a predicted model, not a curated record.
CGGCGAGCGGCGGACGUGCUCGCUCCGCGCUCCCUCCGCGCCCGGCGAGGUCAGAGCGGUGUGCGGUUUGUAAAGACAGUAGACGAGCGAGUUGCGCGGUCCCUGAGGACGGGAGACGGCUCCACGAUGGAGCUCCUCUGUAGACUGGCUCUGCUGCUGACGGCGGUCGGCGUCUCAUCACAAGACAAGCUCCCGGCCGGCGGGUGUGUGGACGGAGGCCGCACGGUGUCAGAGGGCAGUCUGGUGCCCCAGCCCGACCCCUGCCACGUCUGCCACUGCCACCACGGCCGAAUCGAGUGCUUCUGGAAGAGCUGCGCGCCGCCGCCGCGGCUCUGCGAGGUGAUGCAUCUGGAGGACCGCUGCAAUCCGUCCCUCUACGUCUGCCCCAUUCCUGCGAGUAUCGCCGACGCGCCGAUCCACAGCGCGUCUAGUCUGCUGACUGAGACGAGACAGCCGGCGCCGGAGACACCGCCGCCGGCUCCGGAGACGCCGCCGCCGCAGGUCGCCGCGCCCGCCCGGGGCCGGGGCAGGUCCGGGUCGCGCUUCACCACGUCCCGGCUGAGGUCGUCGCGUCUGAGGUCACCAAACAGCGCGUCAGUGCCGGCCGCCACCAAACCCGCCCGCACUCCAAGCCGGCGCCGCCGCCCCACUCCUCCACCUUCCCAGCCGCGGCAGACGGUGACCCGGACUCAGGUCAGGGCGCCUCAGAGCGUGCCCCGGACUCAGGUCACUCCACCACGGACUGUCACAAGGUCACGGGUCAGGUCACGGCGGCCGACCCGGCGCAGGGAGCAGCCGCGCCCGAGUAUGAAGAUCCGACUAGGUCCUCCGGUGCUGCCGCUGUUUCAGCCCGCCGACAACUUCAUACCGCCGCCCGCCGACCUCGCCGACGCAGCCGACUCGGCCGUCGCUGCCAGCGUGCUGUCGGGCUCCACCUACUUCAACGAGGAGCUGUCCGUGCCACAGAACUUCACCAUGCCCCAGGGCAGGGGCGAGGCGGCACCCCGCUCCCCGCAGGAGCUCCUGUCAGCCGCGGAGGCGAGGAAACCGUUCCGUUUCGGCCCCUCUCGGCCGCGGGAGUCCAGUGAGCUGAAGACGGAGGUGGCCGAAGCCCAGGUGGUGACGGAGAGUCCGGAGGUCACCACCACAGUGGUCCCCACGACCACUACGGAAGCCCCGACCACUCCCGCGCCGAGACCGUCGGGCGUGGGACGCGGAUUCCGUCGCUCCGGCCGUCGCCGGAACUCGAGGCGUCUGCUGCCGUCGAGUUCGACUCAGACCCAGCCCCUUACCCCCUCCCGGCGGGUUGUAUCUCCACCAAGAGGACUACCGCCCCGCCGGUCACGGCUCGCUUCCCGGAGACGACAGGCGGCAGAUUCACGAACGGUGGCGACCACGGAGCUCGGGGUCAUCUCGGUCACUCAGCAGUGCCGGUGA